Molecule: messenger RNA, 2301 nt
Organism: Ahaetulla prasina
Lineage: Eukaryota; Metazoa; Chordata; Lepidosauria; Squamata; Colubridae
Product: zinc finger protein 862-like
Exons: 2
Coding region: 836-1516 (226 amino acids)
Molecular function (GO): protein dimerization activity
Source: RefSeq, a predicted model, not a curated record
UAAGUGCUGUUUAUGCUAACCCCUUGUAAGUUGUAAUAAUGGCAAAACGAACGGGCAGUGGCACAUCCCCUCACCAAGCCAAAGUAAAAAAGAAAUGCGAUUCUUUUAAGAUGGAAUGGCUGUCGGCGUAUGUGCAAACGGAAGAAAAAACUGUGAAACUGGGUGAGAUUUUUUCUUUUUCGAGCGAGAAAGGUCUGCUCUGCAAAAUAUGUUGCGAAGCCAAAAUAGCAAGCGAGUUUUCGGAGGGGAAAAUGUGGACAGAAUGGAAGCUGGACUACCUCAAGCGUCACAUUCAGCACCAAAGUCAUUUGAAAGCGGUGGGAAUUGUAAGAAGAUGCAAGAUGGGAAUGGGGAUCGGUACAUUGUUGAGGGAGAGCACCAAAGAUCGAGAGAAGAGGAACGAGCUGUCACUCGUAAAGAAAUCCAACCCCGAGCAAGUUAAAGUUCUCAUCGACGAUAUUCUCCUAGCCAUCAACAUGAAUGCCUCUAUGCUGUCGGUUCAACAAAUUCACGAUCACAUGGCAAAAUCCACUGUAAAGAGGGGAAAAUUGGAAGAGCUAGCAAAGAUUCUUGAUGAGGAUUCGCUGUCAUUCAGGCCUCUGAACGAAGUGCGGUGCUGUCGCGGGACAAAGCCGUGAAUGCUGUUCUGAGGAACUACACUGUCCUGGAAGAAUACUGCAAGAGAGAAUCCAGUGAUAACAGAGAUCCAGUGGCGAAUUACUGUUACAAAAAGCUGACCGAUUCAAAGUUCAAGUUUACUCUCACUGCUCUAGGAGAUGUUUUGGGCGAGCUGGCACAGCUGUGUCUUUCUUUUCAAAAACGCAACCUGAUUGUGAUGGAGGGGCACUGUUUUGCAAGAGCAAAGAUUGAGAAGCUGCGUUCCCAAUACUUGACAGGGGAAAAGGAUAUCAAGUGGAGUGACCGCGUCAAAGAGGCGAUGAGGGCCUCGUCAGUUGAUGGCAGAGAUACCGGCGGUGAGAUUAUUUGUUUUAUUUGUAAUCUCUGCGAUCACUUGGAUGCUCGUUUUCCAAAGGAUGAAUUAAAGGAGUGGUCUGCAUUGGACAUUGAGGUAUUGAGCUCAGACAUCAGUUUUGAGUACGGAGCAGCAGACAUUGCCACAUUGGCAAAGAAGUAUGAGGCCAUUCUCCACCAGCCACAUUCUGUGGAGGCCAGUAACGGUGAAUAUGCUGAAUUCAAGUACAUAAUGAGGCAAAAACUGAAACAAGGGUCAAUCAGCACAUUUUCAGAUAUGGUGGCUGCAACACUAAAAUGUGAGGAGCUGAAACACGUCUCACAGCUUGUGGAUAUUUGUGCUACAUUUCAAGCAUCCAGUGCGGAUUGUGAAAGAGGAUUUAGUUUAAUGAAUCGGAUCAAAACAGCAUCCAGAAAUCGUCUUGAAGUGGAUCAUUUGGACCAGCUGAUGCGCAUAAAGUCAAAGCUGCAAGCAGACGAGGACAUCAACCUGGACAAUGUGUACAACCAUUGGAGAUGUGAGAAGGACAGACGGGAAAAUUAAGGUGAAAUUUAAGUCUUCAAUCAGAAUGUGCUCAUCUAGUGUCACUUAUUUACAAUUUUCUUUUAUGGAUAUUGAUCAUUGAACACUGCCACUAGUUUGAGUUGUAAAAAUCAAAUGAGUGUGUCAUAUACUGAAUUUUGUGGAAAAAGAGUUACUUGACUGUCUCCCAGACCACAGUAGAACAAUCUCACCCAGUGCAUGGCAGGAGCUUCACACAAUGGCUUAUGCUCAUAAUGCAAGUCAGAGCUUUAUAAUAAAAAUGUUAAGUAUGUUUUCAAAAUCGGGAGUUUAAUCUUUAACAAGAUUUUUGUAAUUUUCAUUGUGUAAGUGGGCUAAAUCACUUAAUUAAAAGUGUUAUAACAGAAAUGUAAAUGCUGUAAUUUGAUUCUUUUAAUAAAUCAUGUGACUUGAAUGGAUGCGAUGCUGGCAUGACCCGCACGUCUGAUGUUGCUCACAGUGGUCCAAGGGACCGCUCAGGGAGUUAGUGUGCUUGCUCAGACUCGUGAAAAAUUAGAGGGAACAUUGCCUGCCCCUCCCUUCCUUCUGCUGACGUCGCCUCUCAGAUCUCUGGAAGCGGGGAUCCGUCCACUGUGAAUUCCCUUCCUCCAGAUCUGCUGCCGGCAAUUCUAGCACGUGGCUGGCUUUGUGCUCACAUGCUGUAGGAAUGAGGUUUGUUUGUUCAUUCUGUCCAGGCAUGGUGCCAGGGUUGGGGGCUGGAGGCAUGCCAGGCUGUUCCUCUUCAUUAUCAGACUCUGAAUCGGAUAGCAGGCCUGGCAGGAGGAGGG